This is a messenger RNA of Symbiodinium pilosum, 348 nucleotides long. Lineage: Eukaryota; Dinophyceae; Suessiales; Symbiodiniaceae. The record is from the annotation of a GenBank genome assembly.
GUCUGUUCCUUUCUGUUGGAAUUGCUGCGCAACUUCCAAAUGCUCCAACAAGACCCACAACACUCGCUACUUCGGAAAGGCAGAGUUCCUUGAGUGCGAGCCAGUCCCAGGCGUUUACAAGAAAGAAGGAAAAGUGGUAACGCCGGACAUGGUGGAGAGGGGAGUCUACUUUGGGAAAUCGAGCUACAUCUGUGAGGAGAAGUGUUGGAUGAAAUUAGAGUGGAUGAAAGGCCGCAAAUCCAGACGCAGUGUCUUCCGCGGUGGGGGCGUUGACAGUUCUUGUGUGUAUGAGCGCGUGAGCGGCCUGGACUGGAAGCGAAAGCCCAUCAAAGUCCCGGAAUACAAGCC